AUGAGGUUAGGCUUGUUAUCCACACUUAGACAGGUCGUGAAGACGUUGGUUUUGUUGGACUUGCUGUUAUUAUCCCAUCCAACGUCUAGCGCCCGCCUGGAAUCAUCGAAUGCUCCCAAGCUGGUAUUCGCUCAUUUUAUUACCGGUUUGACAGUAAAUUAUACACGAUCGGAUUGGAGCUCGCAAUGCAAUCUCGCUGCUUCGCAUGGCAUCGACGCGUUUGCGUUGAACGUGGGCUUGCCGGAUGGGUGGCAAUUGCAACAGGUAAAAGACGCGUAUGAGGUGGCCGACGCAAUUAAGACAACAACGGGAAAGGCAUUUAAGCUUUUCUUAUCCCUAGAUAUGUCAGUUAUUCAAAGCGCGGAAGAUGUCACCACCUGGGUCACAAGCUUUGUUCCACUACCUGCUCAAUUGCUUAUCAACGGGCGACCCUUGGUUUCGACCUUUUCUGGAGAGGCAAAUAAACUCGGGGGAGAGGAUUUAUCAUCUGGAUGGCAAGCAGCUUUGAAAGCGCCGUUGGCUCGAGGAAACCCCUCGCUCGAUGCGCUUUUCAUCCCGGCUUGGUCCAGUCUAGAUCCCAGUACCGCCGUCUCGGACCAUCCGGUGGUUGAUGGAAUCAUGACAUGGAACUCUUGGCCCACUGGUUCUGAGAAUACCAAUACACUGGAUGACUAUCAGUUUCAGACAAAUGCUAAGGCUUCGCAAAAACUUUACAUGGCGGGAGUCAGUCCGUGUUUUUUCACCCAUUAUAAAGACAAAAACUGGAUUUAUCGAUCGGAUGAUAAUUUAUACAUCAGUCGGUGGAUGAAAUUAAUGUCGAUGCCCACUCCACCCGAUUUCAUUCAAAUCAUUUCGUGGAAUGACUAUGGGGAGUCACACUACAUUGGGCCUAGGCUAGGAACCCCGCCGGCUGAUACGACUUGGUUGGACGGUUUUGAUCAUCAAGCGUGGCUCAAGAUGUCAGAUUACUUCAUAAAAUGGUACAAGACUGGAGUCCGACCAACAAUUGAAGAGGAUACUGUUCACUUCAACUACCGACCUCAUUCAGUCAACGCCAUAGCUACCUCCGACACCCUCCCACCGCCCACCAAUUCGUCAGUUUCAGUGGAUGCAAUCUACGUCUCUACUUAUCUGAGCGCUUCAUCACCCGCUACGCAAUUGCGCAUCAGAGUAGGAGACAUGCAGCAGUCCUUCAGCAACAUUACUAGGUCAGAAGUCAAUACUUUUACUGCCCCAUGGAAUGGACACACCGGGCGAGUAGAAGUAGCACUACUCGACAAUACUGGGAAAGAACUGAUGAAGAAACAAGGAGAUGUACCGAUUAGUAAUGAUAUCAAAACAUAUAACUUUAAUUACGCCGCAGCCAUCUUGAGUAAAGAUACAUCCGGUACAGGCCCUGCCAGGUUACUAAGAGCUCCUAUCAUCAUAUCUUUCUUCAUCUUUCACCUUGCCUCAUGGCAGAUGUGGUAA
Puccinia triticina is the source of this 1470-nucleotide messenger RNA. RefSeq lists its product as uncharacterized. The record is from RefSeq and is a predicted model, not a curated record. Lineage: Eukaryota; Fungi; Basidiomycota; Pucciniomycetes; Pucciniales; Pucciniaceae. The coding region runs from base 1 to 1470 and encodes 489 amino acids. The transcript has 11 exons. Gene Ontology annotation, molecular function: glucan endo-1,3-alpha-glucosidase activity.